Molecule: messenger RNA, 2723 nt
Organism: Salvia splendens (bonfire salvia)
Lineage: Eukaryota; Viridiplantae; Streptophyta; Magnoliopsida; Lamiales; Lamiaceae
Product: actin-1-like
Exons: 5
Coding region: 1357-2490 (377 amino acids)
Biological process (GO): very long-chain fatty acid biosynthetic process
Molecular function (GO): oxidoreductase activity, acting on the CH-CH group of donors
Source: RefSeq, a predicted model, not a curated record
UAGGGGUUCCUUGCUGUUGUUCUUGGUUGAAUCUUGUCUUCUUCGAGGUUCUUGCUUUUCGUUUAAGAGAAUAAAGUUUCUUACGAUGGAACUGUGAACUAGUAUAUUAAUCUGCAUGUGGCUGUGAUUUAUUCAUUAUAUUAAUUUGUAAGUAAAACUUACAAAUUAGGUUUUUGCCUCCAAACUGGGUUGGCUGACUGGCUGUAGUGUUUACAUACUAAUGCUUUCAUUGAGAUUAGUAUCGUGAAAAUGAACAUGAGUUCUAUGAUUAGUAUACUAAUCAUAGUAUUUCUGUAGAUUUGUUAUUCUAUCCAUUUCUGCUAUAUUAUUCCUAAAAAGCUCAGCAAAAAAACAAUGAUUUUGAUAUCUUUCUUUUUAGUUGGGUUAUAGUAUUACAUUUGUUGUUAGAUUCUCCAUUUAAGAAAUGAGUGAAUAGUGUUGGUAGCAAAUGUCCUAUAGGUUAUGAUGUUUUUCUUUUGUGCUAAGAGUGUAGUACUUUUUAAUGUGUUUGAUUCUGCACACGAGAUUCUCUAUUGGCAGAUUGUCGGAAACUUAGAAAGUUUGAUCAAAUUUUGAUAUAUGCCGCAACUCUAAAAUAGCUAGAAAAAACAUUAAAUACUAUGAUUUGUUAGCAGUUAGUUAUCAUACGAGUCACCUAUGUGUAAUAUAUUGUUGAUAUUUUUUAAAGAAUGUGUGGAAUUGAAUUUAUAAAUUAUUGGAUGGAAAAGUACUAAUAUCAAUGAGCACAAAAAAUCCAAACUACUAUCAAUUUUGGAUAUAGAAUAUUCAUAUUAUCAGCACUUGCCCCCGGAGACGUUCAUAUUAAAAGUUGAAUUUAUACUAGUAUUAUCAAUCAAUAGGUGGAUGGUUAUAGCUUGAGGGCUUGUUUAGUUUCCUAGUUUUGUCUAUUAAAAAAUUCUUAUGCAUUUAGGCUCAAAAUAUAAUUGUAAAACGUACAUAAUCUCUUGGUUCCAGUUUCGUUUCAAAAUCGAUUUUUUCAAUGAUUUUUUUUCCUUCUGAUUUUCCAUGAUAUUUCCUGGUUGUAAUAAUUUCAAUAAUUUACACCAAUUAAGACGAAAGAAAUAAAACAUGUGACUUUCAUUGGAGUAUAUUAAACAGAAAUGUAAAAGUAAAAAUAGUAAAAGGAAGAAGAAUAGUAAAAGCGAAAAUAGAGGGAAUUUUGAAGAUCUGCGUGGCCCACAACACGCCAACCUCCACCGUAGAUCCAAACUGUUUUGAUCCAACGCUACACAUUUCUCCAUUCUCUUCAUAUAACUCCCUCUUCAACGAACCAUGGUUUCAUCUCCCUCUCUCUCUACAACUACUGCGUUCCGGAAGUAUUAGAACUAGUGUAAGAUGGCAGAAGCAGAGGAUAUUCAGCCCCUCGUCUGUGACAAUGGAACUGGAAUGGUUAAGGCUGGAUUUGCUGGAGAUGAUGCUCCACGAGCUGUGUUUCCUAGCAUCGUUGGUCGCCCCCGACAUACUGGCGUGAUGGUGGGCAUGGGCCAGAAAGAUGCAUAUGUUGGUGACGAAGCUCAGUCGAAGAGAGGUAUUCUGACUCUUAAGUACCCCAUUGAGCAUGGUAUCGUCAACAAUUGGGACGACAUGGAGAAGAUCUGGCAUCACACGUUCUAUAACGAGCUUCGUGUUGCCCCUGAGGAGCACCCUAUUCUCCUGACUGAGGCUCCACUCAACCCCAAGGCUAACAGAGAGAAGAUGACUCAGAUCAUGUUCGAGACAUUCAACGCCCCUGCUAUGUAUGUCGCCAUUCAGGCCGUCCUGUCUCUGUAUGCCAGUGGUCGUACGACUGGUAUUGUGCUGGAUUCUGGUGAUGGUGUGAGCCACACUGUCCCCAUCUAUGAGGGGUACUCACUGCCACACGCCAUCCUUCGUAUCGACUUGGCUGGGCGCGACCUCACUGACUACCUGAUGAAGAUUCUCACUGAGCGUGGCUACUCUUUCACCACCUCAGCAGAGCGGGAAAUUGUGAGGGACAUGAAGGAGAAGCUGUCCUACAUCGCCCUGGACUACGAGCAGGAGCUCGAGACUGCAAAGACCAGCUCCUCUGUGGAGAAGAGCUACGAGUUGCCUGACGGGCAGGUGAUCACCAUUGGCAACGAGCGUUUCAGGUGCCCUGAGGUCCUCUUCCAGCCCGCGAUGAUAGGUAUGGAAGCUGCUGGUGUCCACGAGACCACGUACAACUCCAUCAUGAAGUGCGACGUGGAUAUCAGGAAGGACUUGUAUGGCAACAUUGUGCUCAGUGGUGGCACUACCAUGUUCACUGGCAUUGCUGACAGAAUGAGCAAGGAAAUCACUGCCCUCGCCCCGAGCAGCAUGAAGAUCAAGGUCGUCGCGCCUCCUGAGAGGAAAUACAGUGUCUGGAUUGGAGGCUCCAUCUUGGCAUCCCUCAGCACUUUCCAACAGAUGUGGAUCGCGAAGGCUGAAUAUGAUGAGUCUGGCCCAUCUAUUGUGCAUAGGAAGUGCUUCUAAACAUAUGGAUGCAAGCGGCUGGAAGCGCAGGUCGUAGCAUACUAGUUGUAGCUUUGUUAUUUCUAUAUUUGCUGAUUCUGAUAUUGAAUCGAUGAACUUCAAAAGCUAGGAUUUUGUUUCUUGAUAAUGUUCUUAUUAUCCCCAAAUUUCAUUUGUUGUGAAGUUCCUGGACAUAGUUUCCUUGUACUUCAAUUCUUUUCUUAUAUUGAAUUACAUAUUCUAAUACUAAUGCA